AAUCAGUGGGUCCACAGUUGAGUCUUCAUACCACAAUUGAUAACUGUAGUGUGAAAUCUCAUUGUCAGAAUAUUACACUUACCAGAUCAGUGCCAUUGGGUCAACACUGAAUCCGUUGGUCACACCUCAUGACUCUUGCCCCUCUCACCUUCAGCUGUCAGUACACUUUCACUCCAUGUUAAAAUUAAUCCAUCACUGGCUACUCGAAAACAUCACCCCGUGCUGUUCGGUUGGUUAUGUUCAUUUUUAAUAAAUAUUUGUACUUACAGUCCUUCUGAUUCUGACUAAAGCCUUUCUCCAUGUUUUGUUUAACCAGGUUUUGUAUGCAGUAACGUUUGCUUACAUUUGCUUACAUCACGUUCCUUUCUGAUGUAAUCAUGCCUGAAUGAAGCAGCUCUUACAUUCUCGUGAAUUUAGUGUCUUUUUUCUACACCACAGCCAACUGCAAUGAUAUUCAACAAUGUGUGCAUGAGUUACAUGCCUCAUAUGGGCAGCACUUCCAAUGCAUGCUAUCCAUGCAUAAAUUAUUAAGGAAACCUGUGGGUUGCAACCUGGAAGGUGGACUGCUAAAUUUAGGGUCAAGAAAAGUAUGUCACCCUAGAUGCAUGACCUUUUUAAAGGAGAGGAGACAGCAGCCCCACUGAGAAAUCUGCGAGUAUCUGGUGAUGAGAGUAAGUUGGAUGUUGCAGGUGGGACGACAGUCCAGAGGCAACAUUUCCCGCGUUUAAAGGGCAUCCUAAAAAAAGAAAGGCAGUAUGUUCCUCGGCACACAGACCAGGGUACUCCUCCUGAAUGACAUGGAGAGACUGGACAGGACUCUGUUUCGCCUGGAACAAGGCUUUGAGCUCCAGUUCCGUCUGGGGCCGACCCUGCAGGGGAAGCGCGUUCGUGUCCACACCAACUACCCGGCAAGGGGGAAAAAGUUCAACAGCCAGGAGUUCUGCGUACUUGAGUGGAUCAACCCCACAGGCAGGGAGGAUGACUCGGACAAGUACUGCAAACUGGACCUUGAGAUCGCUGGCUCCUAUCAGUACUACUUCGGCUGUGGGGAUGAGGAGAAGACAGGUGGGGGCUACAUUGUGGUGGAUCCUGUGCUACGUGUGGGCCACGAGAGGAACAUUCUGCCUCUGGACAGCAUCACCAUUCAGACUUAUCUGUCCAAGUGCCUGGGUCCAAUGGAUGAAUGGCUAGACAGAUUCAGAGUAGCCAAGGAAACUGGUUACAAUAUGAUUCACCUGACGCCAUUGCAAAAGCUGGGAGAGUCGCGGUCCGGCUAUUCCAUUGCUGACCAGCUGGAGCUGAACCCAGAAUUUUCCCCUCCGGGGAAGAACUAUACGUGGACGGAUGUAGGGAACCUGAUCGAAAAGAUCAGGAAAGAGUGGAAUAUGCUUUGCAUUACUGACGUUGUGUACAACCACACAGCGGCUAACAGCAAAUGGCUAAGACUUCAUCCAGAGUGUGGCUAUAACCUGGUGAACUCUCCCCACCUGAAGCCUGCCUGGAUAAUGGACAGAGCCCUUUGGCAUUUUAGCUGUGAUGUUGCGGAGGGCAAAUACAGUGACAGCGGCGUGAGGCCCCUUAUUGAGAAUGAGAAGCAGCUUAAGACUCUUCAAGAACUCCUGCCGAAGGAUGUUUUUUCUCCACUGAAACUGUGGGAGUUCCUCCAGGUCAACGUAGACAAAGCAGUAGAGCAGUUCAAGAAGAUGCUGCAGGCUGGUGGCAAACCAGACGGGCCAGAAGUGAAGGGUAAGCAAAAGCUGAAGAUCAUACAGGAUCCGCAGUACAAACGCUUCGGAAACACUGUGGACAUGAAGAUGGCACUGGAGAUGUUUGGCAGACACACGAAUGGCCCAGCAGCAAUCCAGGUGUGCUGUGAUUGGUUUAAGAAGAGUCUGGAGGAGCUAAAUGUGGAGUGCUAUAAGGAAAUGCAGGGCCAUCACGAGAAGGCUAUAAACUGCAUCAUAGGGACUGUGCACUAUGAACGUCUCGCAGCUAAUGGUCCCAAACUUGGACCUGUCACCAGAAAACACCCUUUGGUGACAAGAUAUUUCACCUUCCCUUUUGAGGACAUGCCCAUGGAGAAGGAGAAACUCCUGCUACAGAGCCCUGAUGAUGCCUGUCAUUUCCUGGCCCACAAUGGGUGGGUGAUGGGAGAUGAUCCUCUCAGGAACUUUGCAGAAACAGGUUCUAAUGUAUACCUGAGGAGGGAGCUGGUCUGCUGGGGCGACAGUGUGAAGCUUCGCUAUGGCGAUAAGCCUGAGGACUGUCCAUACCUGUGGGCACACAUGAAGAAGUACACAGAGAUCACAGCCAAACACUUCUGUGGUGUGCGGCUGGACAACUGCCAUUCUACACCUCUACAUGUGGCUGAGUACAUGCUGAGGAGCGCUCGUGAGCACAGGCCUGAUCUGUACAUGGUGGCUGAGCUCUUCACGGAGAGCGAGGAGCUGGACAAUGCCUUUGUCACUCGGCUUGGCAUUACCUCCCUCAUCCGGGAGGCCAUGAGUGCUGGAGACAGCCAUGAACAAGGCAGGCUGGUUUACCGCUUUGGGGGAGAGCCUGUCGGCUCUUUUAUCCAGCCCAACAUCAGGCCUUUGGUUCCAGGCAUUGCACACGCUAUGUUUCUGGACAUUACCCAUGACAAUGAGUGCCCCAUCAAGGUUCGGUCUGUGUACGACUGCCUUCCUACCUCUGCUAUCGUGUCUAUGGCCUGCUGUGCCACAGGUAGCACUAGAGGAUACGAUGAGCUGGUCCCUCACCAGGUUUCAGUGGUCAAGGAGGAGCGCCUGUACUCCAGGUGGAACGCUGACGCCCUGCCUUCCUCUCCUGGGGAGGUGAACCUCCAGUCAGGCAUCAUGGCAGGGAAGCUGGCACUCAACAGGCUCCACAAGGAGCUUGCUGAGAAGGGCUUCACCCAGGUCUAUGUAGACCAGCUGGAUGAAGAUACUGUGGCAGUAACCAGACACUGCCCAAGCACACACCGGUCUGUGGUGACUGUAUCUCGAACUGCCUUCAAAAACCCCAAAAGGCACCACUACAGAGAGAGAGUUUCUCCCAUGUUCAUACCAGGCCAGAUAGAAGAGGUGAUCAUGGAGGCACGCAUGGUGGAGAGAGAUGCUGGGUCAUAUGUGAAAGAUGAGAAGUACAUUAACGGCAUGCCUGAAUACACGGUGGAGCUCUGGGAACACCUCCAGCUUCAGGACAGCAAAAUUGUAAAACGGGGAGAAGCCACAACAAAUGGCCGCAGUGAGUUUGUCCAGGAGAUCGUGUUUGAUCAGCUCACUCCAGGCAGUGUAAUUGCUUUCAGGGUGAGUCUGGAUCCAAAAUCUCGGGACAAUGUGGGCUUCUUGCGCACUCAGCUCUCUCAGUUUAAUCGCCUGUACAAAUCAGGCAGUCUAACUGACCCCAAUGUUCCUGGAAUUCUAAAGAUUUCCUUGGAAUUCCUCAUGUCUAAGCUGUCCUUGGCUGAUCUGAACGUGUUACUGUUCCGCUGCGAUGCUGAGGAGAAAGAUGAUGGUGGAGGAUGCUACAAUAUCCCAUCCUGGAUGGCGUUGAAGUACGGAGGCCUUCAAGGUUUUAUGUCAGUGCUAUCAGACAUUCGGCCCAAGAAUGACCUGGGGCACCCCUUCUGUGACAACCUAAGGCAAGGCGACUGGAUGCUUGACUACAUUAGCUCUCGGCUCAUGAAUAAAGGUGGAGCUCUGCGGGAGGUGGGGAAGUGGUUCCAUGCCAUGUUUACCUACCUUAAGCACCUCCCACGCUAUCUUGUACCAUGUUACUUUGAUGCCAUCAUCGCUGGAGCCUAUGCCACAGCCGUGGAUGCUGUGUUUAAAAACAUGUCAAGCUUUGUGCAGAGCGGAUCAACCCUUGUGAAGCAGUUGGCGCUGGGCUCCGUGCAGAUGUGUGGCGUGGGCCAGGUCCCUGCCCUGCCUCCUCUCUCUCUCACCUUAGAGGACGUCCCAUAUCGCCUGAACCCCUUCACUAAGCAGGAGGAACAGUGCUGUGUGUCUCUGGCUGCAGGCCUUCCUCACUUCUCAUCUGGGAUCUUCCGCUGCUGGGGCCGUGACACCUUCAUAGCCCUACGUGGCCUCUUGCUCAUCACAGGAAGGCACAUAGAGGCAAGGAACAUCAUCCUGGCCUUUGCUGGUACUCUGAGGCAUGGCCUGAUCCCCAACCUGCUAGGGGAAGGCGUGGGUGCACGUUUCAACAGCCGGGAUGCAGUGUGGUGGUGGCUGCAGUGCAUCCAGGACUAUUGUGCAAUGAUCCCCCACGGCACAGGCAUCUUGUCAUGCCCUGUGUUGCGCAUGUACCCCACGGAUGACUCGGAACCUCAGCUUGCCGGCACUGUGGACCAGCCUUUGUACGAUGUAAUCCAGGAGGCCGUACAGCGUCACAUGCAAGGAAUUGAAUUCAGAGAGAGGAACGCUGGACCACAGAUCGACUGCAACAUGAGAGAUGAAGGAUUCAGUAUCAAGGCUAAAGUGAAUCCAGACACAGGCUUUGUGUAUGGUGGAAAUCGCUUCAACUGUGGGACAUGGAUGGACAAAAUGGGAGAGAGUGACAAAGCAGGCAAUCGAGGGAUACCAGCCACGCCCAGGGAUGGCUCUGCGGUGGAGAUAGUGGGUCUCUGCAAGUCCACUGUACGCUGGCUGAUGCACUUGAAUAAGAACGGUCACUUCCCCUAUUCCUCUGUCAGUGUCCAUAGAGAUGGUGAAACCCAAACAGUGUCCUAUGAGGAGUGGAAUCAGAGAAUCCAGGAUAACUUUGAAAAGAUGUUCUAUGUAUCACCUGAUCCAGAAGACCCAAAUGAGCAAAACCCAGACCUGGUUCACAAAAGAGGCAUUUACAAGGACAGUUACGGGGCCUCCAGCCCCUGGUGUGACUACCAGCUCCGACCCAACUUUACCAUUGCCAUGGUGGUGGCUCCAGAGUUGUUUACAGUAGAAAGAGCAUGGACAGCUUUACAGGUAGCUGAGAAGAUGCUGCUUGGGCCUCUGGGAAUGAAGACCUUAGAUCCAGAUGACAUGGUUUACUGUGGUGUCUAUGACAACGCCCUAGACAAUGACAACUACAACCUCGCCAAAGGCUUCAACUACCACCAAGGACCUGAAUGGCUUUGGCCAGUCGGCUACUUCCUGAGAGCCAAACUGUACUUUGCCAAGCAGAUGGGCCAAGAAGUCUAUGAUCAUACAGUGUACCUAGUGAAGAAUGUCCUCUCCAGACAUCACGUCCACUUAGAAAGAUCCCCUUGGAAGGGUUUGCCAGAACUGACCAAUGAAAAUGGACAAUCCUGCCCUUUUAGUUGUGAAACUCAGGCUUGGUCAAUAGCCACAAUUCUGGAAGUCCUGCAUGAUCUAUGCGAUGCUGAGGACCUGUAGAUCUUAUGACUUGUGUGACUGCCGGUUUGUCUGAAAAGGGACUAGUGUUCUCCCCAGUGACCAUGUGAAAGCCAAAAAAAGGUGCCUUAAACAUGUCCUUUUGGCUGUUCCUUGUUUUUAUGUCCAGUCAGACAUGAAACCAAUUGAGAAGCAUCUAUUGUUAUGCAGGUUCUCCUGUCUUGUUAUUUAUUAUAGCACCAUACAGGCCUAAUUUAGCCAUAUCAGAUGAUUAGAAGGAUGUUUAAUAUUUACCCAAACGUCCUGAAGUGUAUCAGGGAAGUGUUGUUUGGAUAUGUUGUUCCAUCGAUUCAUAACAAGCCUGGAAAAAAUGUUUCCUGCAUACUCUCAAUUCCUUUUAGGUACUUCAAGUACACCAUUAUGACAGAGUUUAUACUUAUAUUUAUAUACCAUUUUUAAGUUGUAUUGAGAGUUGUUUUUGAAUCCAUUACUAAAACAAAGUUAUUAGAGCUUCAGAUGAAGGAUUUGUAUCUUUAAAACACAUUGUUUCCCAGUCCCGUUUCUGGAAUUCCUCUGUCGUAUUUUUGCCACUCUGAUACGGCAACUUCAACACAUGAAGGGUUUGAUGGUUAGCUAGAUCUAGUGUGUGGAUGCAGAAAGGACACAAUAUUGUGCAAGGCAUUGCUACUUCUAAGGAAACACCUCAUCAUAAGCUAUUUCAUAUCAUCAUAAGCUAUACAUGAUAUAAAAAACUGCAAGGUUCCAACCCCAGACAAAAACAAACCCCAUAACUGUGAUAUGUAUAAGGUCCUUUUGGACAUGUAGCUGUUGACUUAUAAAAUGGUUUCAUGUCUGUGGAGAUGACCUUUGAGUAAUUUUUAAAUUUGGCCAGCUAUGUUAGGACAAAAGGAAUGACUGGUUAAACGGAUAAAAAGAUAAUGUGCAAAAGUCAGUGACCACCUUUCAUUUAUAUAAUUUCCAGUGAAAACAACCAUUAAGUUAUUCGUUUUUUCAGCUUAAAAAGAAACAUUUAAGAGCAAAUUGUUUCUAAAAUAUUAUUUAUUUUUUAGUGUUUAGUGUGUCCAGUCUUUGCCUUUAUUACAGCUCCUUUUGUAUUCAGGAGAUUUUCAAAGAAAUCUGCAGGAAUAUUUUUCCACACUUUCAAAGUU
Colossoma macropomum (tambaqui) is the source of this 6505-nucleotide messenger RNA. RefSeq names its product glycogen debranching enzyme-like. Bases 756 to 5378 code for a protein of 1540 amino acids. Lineage: Eukaryota; Metazoa; Chordata; Actinopteri; Characiformes; Serrasalmidae. Gene Ontology annotation, molecular function: amylo-alpha-1,6-glucosidase activity; 4-alpha-glucanotransferase activity. The record is from RefSeq and is a predicted model, not a curated record. Gene Ontology annotation, biological process: glycogen biosynthetic process; glycogen catabolic process. The transcript is spliced from 34 exons.